This is a messenger RNA of Engraulis encrasicolus (European anchovy), 2132 nucleotides long. It is a transcript of the gene gk, whose product is annotated as glycerol kinase. Gene Ontology annotation, cellular component: mitochondrion. NCBI's taxonomy places the organism in Eukaryota, Metazoa, Chordata, Actinopteri, Clupeiformes, Engraulidae. The record is from RefSeq and is a predicted model, not a curated record. Gene Ontology annotation, biological process: glycerol metabolic process; triglyceride metabolic process; phosphorylation. Gene Ontology annotation, molecular function: glycerol kinase activity. The transcript has 20 exons. Bases 59 to 1744 code for a protein of 561 amino acids.
UUAACGACAAGUCUGCCGGGUGUCCCGUAAAAACGCUCAAGCUUGGGCCGAAGUCUCCAUGAACGGUAGCAUGGCCGCCUCGCAGGACAGGAUUAUGUUGGGACCGCUCGUGGCGGCUAUCGACCAGGGCACGAGCUCCACGCGUUUCCUCGUCUUCAACGCCAAGACUGCCGAGCUCCUCAGCCAUCACCAGGUGGAGAUCAAGCAGAGCUUCCCUAAAGAGGGAUGGGUGGAAGAGGACCCUAAGGAGAUCCUCCAGUCUGUGUACGAGUGCAUGGACAAGACCUGUGAGAAGCUGACACAGCUCAACAUCGACAUCUCCAACAUCAAAGCCAUCGGCGUGACCAAUCAGAGGGAGACCACCCUGGUCUGGGACAAGGAGACGGGAGAGCCACUCUACAACGCCAUCGUGUGGUUGGACCUGCGGACCCAGUCGACUGUGGAGCGACUUAUCAACAAGACCCCCGGCAGGAACAAGAACCACCUCAAGCAUAAGACAGGUCUUCCCAUCAGUACCUACUUCAGUGCGGUGAAGCUGCGAUGGCUGAUGGACAACGUGGACGAGGUCAGCGAGGCCAUCCUGUCCCACAGAGCCAUGUUUGGCACCGUAGACUCCUGGCUCAUAUGGUGCCUGACGGGAGGCAAGCAUGGAGGUGUGCACUGUACAGACGUGACCAAUGCCAGCAGAACAAUGCUCUUCAACAUCCACACCAUGGACUGGGACCCCGAACUCUGCACGUACUUUGGCAUCCCUAUGGAGAUUCUGCCCAGAGUGAGGAGUUCUUCUGAAAUCUACGGUUUAAUGAAAUCCGGCUGCUUAACAGGGAUCCCCAUCUCAGGGUGCUUGGGAGACCAGUCGGCAGCUCUUGUGGGACAGAUGUGCUUCCAAGACGGACAGGCCAAGAACACGUACGGGACAGGCUGUUUCCUGCUCAGGAACACGGGGCCCAAGCCGGUGAUGUCGGACCACGGGCUCCUGACGACGGUGGCCUACAAACUGGGUCGGGACCAACCAGCCUGCUACGCACUAGAGGGGUCGGUGGCCAUUGCAGGGGCGGUGGUGCGCUGGCUGAAGGAUAACCUGGGCAUCAUCCAGACCUCCACAGAGCUCGAGAAGCUAGCGGCGGCGGUGGGCACAUCCUACGGCUGCUACUUUGUUCCGGCGUUUUCCGGCCUCUACGCCCCCUACUGGGAGCCCAGCGCCAGAGGGAUCAUCUGUGGCCUAACUCAGUUCACCAACCGGAGUCAUCUCGCCUUCGCAGCCCUGGAGGCUGUCUGCUUCCAGACCAGAGAGUUGAUGGAUGCGAUGAACCAGGACAGUGGCAUCCCCUUGACCCAGCUGCAGGUGGACGGAGGCAUGACCUCCAACAGACUCCUGAUGCAGCUACAGGCAGACAUACUCUGCAUCCCUGUGGUGAAGCCCUCGAUGCCCGAGACGACUGCGCUGGGCGCUGCCAUGGCGGCGGGGGCGGCCGAGGGGGUCAGCGUGUGGAGCCUGAACCCCGAGGAUCUCUCAGAGGUCACGUCCGAGAAGUUCGAACCGCAGAUCAACCCCGAGGAGAGUGAGUUCCGCUAUGCCCGCUGGAAGAAGGCCGUGCAGAAAUCCAUGAACUGGGAGACAACGGAGCCCAUCGGCAACGGAAACGAGGAGCCCAAUAUGUUCAGUAGUAUCCCUAUGGGCUUUUACAUUCUCGGUAGCAUGUUCAUGUUAAUCGGAGCUAAAUUCAUUGCAGGGCACAAGUAGGCAGCUGGAUGAGGGAAGUACGCAGCAGUGCACUCUGCCCAGCAGCAGGGGGAGCUCACGAGAGCUCUCUCCCAAACCUGUUCAGAUGUGUUAGCCCUGCUCCCGGCCCAGCACGCCUGUACCUCCCUGCCUGCCUACAGACACUAAACCCCGAUCCCUGCACCCCAACCCAGCCAAGCCCCAAAACUCAAAUGUGAAGUUGUGAACAUUGUGUCCCAGCAUCAGCAAUGUAAAUGAAGAGCCCCGCCACCCCCCACUCCCCAAACCCGCCCCCCCUUCUCUACCUCCACACGAGAGAUGCCGCCAUGGGAACAUGCGCACAUACACACCCGACCUGAACACGCGUCACUUCCCAGUGCAGCUGACUGAGCCAGAGGACGUGUGCGUG